AUGGCGGAUGAUACGCGGCAACCUGACACGCCUCCCACAGAUGAGCAACCUCAGUCAGAAGGCCGUCCCUUCAGGCGACCGAAAUCCAAGCACGACUUCCCAAAAACCCAGGCUGGGAAGAUGUGGGAGAUGCUGGGUAAUCCUGCGGAACCUGCAAACACCUUGGCCGGAGGAACCUACAAUUCCGCAGGUGGCAAACCUCCCGAGGUGACCUGGAGGGAUGCCUUCAAUUUCUCGUACGAAGGGAAAGGCCCUUCUUGGUAUCAGGUACCAUGCGCACGAGAUGCAUUACUUGUCGGGAUAGCUUCCGGAGGCGCAGUAGGAGGUUUAAGAUUUAUACUCAGAGGUUCUUGA
Messenger RNA from Cladophialophora bantiana CBS 173.52, 354 nucleotides. RefSeq lists its product as uncharacterized. The transcript has a single exon. The coding region runs from base 1 to 354 and encodes 117 amino acids. NCBI's taxonomy places the organism in Eukaryota, Fungi, Ascomycota, Eurotiomycetes, Chaetothyriales, Herpotrichiellaceae. Gene Ontology annotation, cellular component: mitochondrial inner membrane. The record is from RefSeq and is a predicted model, not a curated record. Gene Ontology annotation, biological process: mitochondrial respiratory chain complex IV assembly.